CGAUCAAAUGGAUGGACGACUCAGAGGCAGUAAGUUGGGGUCAUCAAUGACAAGUUGGAUGAUUUUACUCACUCAUCCAGCCAGGAGUUGGAUCUUUAUGAUUUAAUUGGAACUCUGUUCCUAACCAAAGUAGUCUGCUUGUAAGACGUGCCUCAGCCAAUUACAAGUAUGGUGAAAAGGUGUCCUGGUCCGAUUGUAGUAAUAUUGUUCGCCCAACACCAGACCAAGAGCUGAGAUCCCGGCUCAUCAGUUGGAACUAUGUUCCUACCUAAAUAGUUUUCUUGUGGAGUAAAGCCCAAGCGGAACGCAAGAUAAUGAAAUAUGGAUCUUGGCCCACUAGAGGUUUCGCCGGAAAUCUCCGAAUCAAUAUCGAGGAUGGCAAAAAACAACAACCCUUUCAACCUGCGUUACAUCCUGGAAAACAACAAGUUAUCCGAGACCAAUUUUCUUGACUGGGAGAUGAACCUUCGAAUCGUUCUUAAUUGUGAGAGGAAACUCUACAUCCUCGAAACGGAUCCUCCCAAGACCCCUGAUACUAAUGCUCGUGCGUCCGAACUCACUUCCUUCAAGAAGUAUGAGGACGACGCGCGAGAUGUAAAGUGUAUCAUUAUGGCCAAUAUGACCGCGGAGCUCCAAAGGCUCCACGCGGACAUGGAAGUGCGUCCUAUGAUACAAUGCUUAAAAGACCUUUACCAGGGUCAACCCCAAAACUCAGGUAUUUACGUUAUCGAAGUCAAUAUGUCUGAUAUCACCUCUUGGGUGAUGGAUACUGGAUGUGGUUCUCACAUCUGUACUUCUAUGCAAAACUUGCAUGAAUGUAGACAAUUGACGGAGGGAGAGAUACAACUAAAAGUCGGCAAUGGCGCACUCGUCUAUGCAUUGGCCGUCGGAACCUAUAGUUUAUCUCUACCUAGUGGUCUAAUAUUGNGGAUCAAGAAGUUCAUUACUGAACUUGGAGUGGUUCCUAGCACCAAGGAAGGAAAAAGGAGAUUCCAACUCCAUGAUUUCAUGUUAAGGAAGAAGAAGGAGCAAGAAGAAAGUAGCUAAUGUUUCUAAAAUCCCGAGUUCAAACACAGCAGCCCACUUCUAGGAACAUUCGGAAGGUAUCAUAGAGAAGGUUCGGCGUUAGAAUAUUAAAGUUAAUGAGAUAAUCGUCGGAAUCGUUGUUCGUUGGAACAUCCAAAAUCCUGGCAGCAACUAUGAGUCCACUUGUGAGCUAUAUUUGACCACUUUAAACUCAUUAUUUUAACAUGGUUUCUUCACGAAAGUUGUAGCCUUACGUCUUAGGAAUCCACAUAAUCAAAUGGUUUGUGAUUCCAUGAAGAAACGAUGGAGCUAUGCUCAAAAUACCGCAGGCUGUCCAAUUGUGACGGAAAUAACAAAGUUGGUGAAUUUCGAUGUUGUUUCCACUCCCGUUCAUCCGUAAGGUUUCGGCCGAUGAUUUCUAGGUCUGUACCUUUGCGUUAGACUUGUCGAAUCAUUCAUCACAUACAUACAUGAACAUAUAUGUUAUUUCAUAUGUUAAAACCAUUCCAAAAUAUAUAUGUGAUGCAUAUAUAAGUUAUCUAUAUGUUGAGAUCAAAAUACACCAAAUUCGUAAAGUUAAUAUACACAUAAGUAUAUAUAAACCUUGGAAAUCAACCCAACAAUAUGUAUAUGUUAAUCAAAGGUGUUUAAAAGACUUAAAGAAGUAUUUUAGACACCUAAAAUAUCAAGAGUAAGACUCGCAGACCCAAACGGUCGACGCAAACGGUCGACCGUCGUGUUAAAACCUCGAAACGGACCACGACUGUCAGCAGAACGGUCAACCGCCGAUGGCGAACGGUCGACCGCCGCCUGUUCAGCCGAGAGCCAUCACUUCCAGCCAGUCAACAACGGUCAACCGCGGUCGACCGUCAUGGUGAUCUAGAAAUCCGACGAGUUGAAAUAUAGCAUAGUCGACCGC
Molecule: messenger RNA, 1945 nt
Organism: Cuscuta campestris
Lineage: Eukaryota; Viridiplantae; Streptophyta; Magnoliopsida; Solanales; Convolvulaceae
Source: the annotation of a GenBank genome assembly